This is a messenger RNA of Penicillium oxalicum, 669 nucleotides long. RefSeq names its product glutathione S-transferase family protein. The transcript is spliced from 2 exons. The record is from RefSeq and is a predicted model, not a curated record. Lineage: Eukaryota; Fungi; Ascomycota; Eurotiomycetes; Eurotiales; Aspergillaceae. The coding region runs from base 1 to 669 and encodes 222 amino acids. Gene Ontology annotation, cellular component: nucleus; cytoplasm. Gene Ontology annotation, biological process: translational elongation.
AUGGCACCAUUCGGCACAAUCUGGUCUUACUCCCCCAGCCCUCGGGUCAUGAAGAUUCAGGCUGCAGGCAACAUCAAUGGCCUCGAAGUCGCCGUCACACCCGACUUCGUCAUGGGCCAGACCAACACCACCGAUGAAUUCCGGGCCAAGUUUCCCUUUGGCAAGGUCCCCGCCUUCGAGGGUGCCGAUGGGACCCUGUUGACCGAGUCCGACGCCAUCGCACAGUACGUCGCUGAAAGUGGCCCCGAGGCGGCCAGCCUGAUGGGCGCCACGCCGGCGGAGCGUGCCGCCAUCCGCCAGUGGAUCUGCUUUGCCCAGGGCGAGGUCAUCGAGCCCGUCACCCAGCUGGGCUUGUGGCGUCUCAAGUUCGUCCCCUACAACGAGGCGACCGAGAAGCAGGCUCUGCAGCGCAUCGAGCGCUCUCUGGCCUACCUGGAGUCGCACUUGAAGGGUCGCACGUGGCUCGUGGGCAACGACAAGGUCAGCAUGGCUGAUAUCACCGUGGGAUCCUCCUUGGUCUGGGGGUUUUCUCUGUCGAUCGAUGCCGAGAUGCGUCAGAAAUAUCCCGUCACAAUCGCCUGGUUUGAGCGUCUGAUUCAAGUCGACGGUGUGAAGCAAGCCUUUGGGGAACAGACCUAUGUCGAGAAGCGCCAGGAAUACGAGGGCUAA